AUGCCUCGCAUCUCGACGACAAGGAGACUCCACCGCCGCCACACAGUGCCGGAUCGAGACUUUCGCACCUCCUUAGUCUUCAAGAGUCUGGUGAGCGCCCUGGAGGCCGCGUUUCCCAACCUGACUAUCCACACCACCGAUCUCAUCCCUUGGGUGCUGCAGGACUACGGUCCGCGACAGCCUCGGUCGUACGCGGAGUCGAAACUGGCCAUCGUCGGCAUGGCCUGCCGCACGCCCCGGGGGAGCAACGAUCUCGACCUAUUCUGA
Molecule: messenger RNA, 267 nt
Organism: Penicillium maclennaniae
Lineage: Eukaryota; Fungi; Ascomycota; Eurotiomycetes; Eurotiales; Aspergillaceae
Product: polyketide synthase
Exons: 1
Coding region: 1-267 (88 amino acids)
Source: RefSeq, a predicted model, not a curated record